This is a messenger RNA of Hibiscus syriacus, 582 nucleotides long. RefSeq lists its product as uncharacterized. The transcript has 3 exons. NCBI's taxonomy places the organism in Eukaryota, Viridiplantae, Streptophyta, Magnoliopsida, Malvales, Malvaceae. Bases 1 to 582 code for a protein of 193 amino acids. The record is from RefSeq and is a predicted model, not a curated record.
AUGUCAGAUGCCCAUGCUGGACCACUGCCCCAUGCUGGAUCACUGCACCAUACUGGACCACUGCCCCAUGCUGGAUCACUACACCAUGUUGGACCACUGUCCCAUGCUGGACCACUGCCUAAUCCUCACGAGAAUCAAGCAAAGUUGGGGGUUUUUAUUUUACGUACUCAAAGUGCUCCAGCAAAGAUGUAUCAAAUUGGAAAUCAAGGAAUAGGUCAAGAGGAAUAUCAACAUGCCGAGGCAAUUCCGAAUGCUGGGAAUGCAUCUAGGCCUCAUAGUAUUCGAGAUCAUUUAAAUAUUAUCAUGGACGAACUAAAUCCUGGAAUUUUGGCACCCAUGAUUCAGACAGCCCACUUUGAGCUCAAACCGAGCGAGAAAUCCACCUGGAUUAGCACUACAAAUGCCCAUGCUGCCAUGCUAAAGAUGUCAGAUGCCCAUGCUGGACCACUGCCCCAUGCUGGAUCACUGCACCAUGCUGGACCACUGCCCCAUGCUGGAUUACUGCACCAUGCUGGACCACUGCCCCAUGCUGGACCACUGACCAAUCCUCACGAGAAUCAAGAAAAGUUGGGGGCAUCUUAG